Messenger RNA from Miscanthus lutarioriparius, 1872 nucleotides. The record is from the annotation of a GenBank genome assembly. Lineage: Eukaryota; Viridiplantae; Streptophyta; Magnoliopsida; Poales; Poaceae.
AUGGCCUCGCCCACGGUCGCCUCCCCGAGCCGGGCGAGCCCCACCGACAUCCCCACCGCCGCGCCCUCGCCCGCCUCCCCGCCGCGGCGCCUCGCGUCGGCGCCGCCCGCCGUCGACGCGUCCGGGUCCUCCUCCCCGGCCUCCGCCCACUCCGGGGACCAGCUCUCCGCCGCCGACGCCUCGAGCCCGCUGCUCGCGAGCAGGAGUGAGGAGUACAGGCUUCUGUUCCGGCUGCCGCCCGACGAGGUUCUCGUGCAAGAUUUUAACUGCGCUGUCCAAGAAAAUAUUCUUCUUCAGGGGCAUAUGUAUUUAUUUCUUCACCAUAUAUGCUUUUACUCUAACAUAUUUGGAUAUGAGACAAAGAAAACAAUACCUUUGCAAGAGGUAACUGAUGUUCGUAAAGCAAAGACAGCUGCCAUUUUUCCUAAUGCCAUUGAAAUUGUUGCUGGUACUAGAAGGCACUUUUUUGGAUCUUUCUUGUCACGUGAUGAAGCCUAUCGAAUUAUAGUAGAUGGCUGGGAACAACAUGUUAGUGAUGCAACAUUGCUCCUUGAAUGUCAGGAGACAAAGUCAGCUAGUAUCAGUGAAGAAAAUGGUUAUGUUUUAUUGGAAGGAGCAAAGGAAUCUAAACAAGAUGAAGAUUCAUCACCACCGGACAGGUCUGUCGAUAGUACAGCUGUCUCAAGUAGUGCUGAUGGUGGUGAUUCGAACAUCAACAUUUCCAAAAGGUUUUCAAAAGUUGAGGAGAAUGGACUCGAAGACAACAUCAUCGCACUAAACCCGUUCAAUUUGGAACCACUUGAUGAUGCUCCUCCUAGUGUACCUGAAUCUUACACUAUGAUCACGGAGUCAAAGUUUCAGGUGCCUGUGGAGGUUUUCUUUAAUUUCUUAUUGUCUGAUGGUGCUUUUGGCUUUGUGGAUGAUUUGCACAAAAAAUGUGGUGACAAAGAAUUUAGUUGCUCGAAAUGGCGUACAGAUGAGCAAGGGGGACUUGUAAGGGAUGUCUCAUUUUUGCAUCCGAUAAAAAUUUAUCUUGGUGCAAAAUUUGGGACUUGUCAAGAGGUUCAGAAACUUCGUCUCUACAAAAACAGGCGUCUAAUGAUUCAAACCUCUCAGUCAAUAGGUGAUGCCCCAUAUGGGGACCAUUUCACUGUAGAGGGCAUCUGGGAUGUCGAACAGGAUAGCCUAGAUGAGAACUGUUGUGACCUCAGGAUAUAUAUUAAUGUAGCCUUCUCAAAGAAAACAAUAUUUAGAGGAAAAAUAGAGCAGUCAACAAAAGAUGAAUGCCGUGAAGUUUUCAGCCUCUGGAUUAAGCUUGGUCAUGAUCUUUUGAAGCAGGAAUACGAUCGAUCAAAAGGCACCUCCAGCACAACUGAUUCUGGUGUUCAACCAGGGGCUACAACAAACGAGGAAAAUACCGUGGAAGUAGCAGUUCCAGUGGUGAGUUCCUCACAGGAUGAAUCUGGUGCGAGAAGCCUCAUUCCUCCUAUUCAAGAUCACCAGCAGAGAACAGGGAGAGAUUCUUCCAUCGCGUCCACUUCACAAGAAUUGUGGGGUUCACUAACUUCAUACAUGAGACCGAGCCAACUUGGUCCAGUACUAGCAGUGGCACUGGUGGCUAUCAUUAUCCUAAUGCAGGUGACCAUCAUAGUUCUGCUAACUAGAUCCCCCCAGGUCCAAAUGGCUCCUCAUGGGAUCUCGACGGGCAGUUUAGGGUACAGCAAAGAAAGCAUGGAGUGGGUGCAGAAGCGCCUCAGCUUACUAAGCGAGGAGAUGCAGGUAGCGGAGGCGCACAUGGAGAAGAUGAGGCACGAGUUUGCCUGGCUCAGGUCUUACCUGGAGAGACUGGAGAGGCUGAGGGGCAGCAAAUGA